Symsagittifera roscoffensis is the source of this 4830-nucleotide messenger RNA. RefSeq lists its product as uncharacterized. Gene Ontology annotation, cellular component: cytoplasm. The coding region runs from base 254 to 4738 and encodes 1494 amino acids. The record is from RefSeq and is a predicted model, not a curated record. The transcript is spliced from 3 exons. NCBI's taxonomy places the organism in Eukaryota, Metazoa, Xenacoelomorpha, Acoela, Convolutidae. Gene Ontology annotation, molecular function: calcium ion binding; calcium-dependent phospholipid binding.
AAACUGUUAUGAAAACGUGCGUUUUUAACUAAAUACAUUUAAAGGUGUUGGUUUUUGUAUGAAUUUUUUAUACAAUCAAAAACGACGUAAACGUGUAUCAAACUCAUGUUCAAUUGAACCGCGUUGUGUUCAGUUUUUGGUUGAAAAAGAAAGUCAAAUUUUCUGUUUCCAAAUGAAGAGUUUCCAAAUUUUUGUCAAUAGAUCAGCUAUUUUAUUAUAAUUCAUUCAUUACUCUAUAGUUGAAUAACUCACUAUGACCCUCUCAGAUCGCAGUCGAUCUAAGCUCUCCCUUUUAAAGCAAAUUACCGACGAAAUUUUGGCCGAUGACGAGUUAAAUCAAUCAGCGGCUAGUGGAGUCCCAGCUUUGCCUUUAUCCGUAAGCGAAAUUGAAGAAAGCCAUCGUCAAGUUGCGCGCUCUGCUGCUUGGGAUCCUUUUGAAAGCGAUGAAGACUGGGAACAAGUGGUUCACACAGGAGCGAGUGCUGACGUAAUCGCUGAUGUCAUAGCUAAUCUGAUUGAGAAAGGAGAAAAAGCAUGUGAACAACUGUCGAGCAAAAGUGGGCAGUUUUGGGGGAAACUGGAGGACGCGGAGGAACGGGCGAGGUACUUGUUGGCGAAGAGACACAGAAUAAGGGCUAAGAUGGAGUACAUGGAAGAUAUGGUGAGCUACGGCGUGGAUGAUCUGAGUUUUUUCCAGGGACGAGAUGAGAUGAACUAUGGAAUCACGAUGCUGAAACUGGAGGAACAACUCAAUCAGGUUAACAGUCAGUUGAAGAACUAUCGCAUCAACAUGUCUAACAUGGAACACAGUAUAGACGCAGCUCAGCGUAGUGCUAAAAUGGUUCUAGUCCAAAUGCUCAAAUUCAUCAAAACUCCAAAUGAUCAUCCUAUGACAACAAAUGUACACAUAGAGAAGCAGCAACUAGUGCCUGUGUUCGCUAAUUUAGUAGCAUCAUUGUUCCGAACGACGCGAACCGAGUUCGAUAUUCACACGUGCAGGGUUGUGGACGGAGGAAUUGGGAUCUUCCUGAACAAAUCGGGAAGUAUGCAUACCAUUCUCCAUGUGAGGAAUGACAACAUCUUUGCAUCUGGAGCUGCGUCAGAUAUUUUGUUCAAACUAAUAGGUCAUUGCGUGUGUUUUGGAGCUAAAAGGGGGAUUUUGUUCACAACAGAGCAGCAGACAACAUUGAAUACGGACUGCUACAAAAUCAUUCAGUCGGCAAUAGAUCGGGAUGUUCAAAUUAUUUGUGUGUUCAUUGAAGAAUUUGCCAAAGAAUUGCCUUCAGAUUCAGCUGUUGUGAAGGAAUUGUUUAAAACAUUCAAACACUUUCUCGGUCAUCCAGUGUUCAAGGUUCCGGUCAUAAGAAGCGCACCACCAAAGCCAAAACCGAUACCGAAGCUCAAGAAAAAGCAGCCCAAACCGAUUGAACCUCCUCCACCGCCACCUCCAAAACCAGCUCCGACCCCACCACCUCCGGUAGUUAAAAAGAAAAAACCGAUAAAACCAAAACCGGCCCCGAAAAAGGAAACCCCUCCUCCAACACCGCCUCCUCCGGUGCCGAAACCUGUUGAGAAAAAGCCACCGAAACCCGUUGAGAAAGUGGUUAAACGAAAACCUUCGGUAACUCCAAAACCGAAAGAAGAACCACCGAAGAAAUCAGUAAUGGAGCGAUUAAAUCCGACCGCGCCUAAAGACCCGCCCGAAUUUACAGACGAGUUCGCUGAUAAACCGUGUCACGGGACUGUCAAAUGGAUUCAACCAUUUGACUCGGAAACUGAUGCCAAGGCCUUGCGAAAAGCUAUGAAAGGCUUCGGAACGGACGAAAAAGCGAUCUAUAACAUAUUAUGUUAUCGGGCCAAUGAGCAACGACAAGCUAUCGCUUUGAAGUACAAAUCGGCGUUCGGAAGAGAUUUAGUUGAAGAUUUGAAAAGCGAGCUGAGUGCUAAUUUUGAGGAUAUUAUUGUUGGACUGAUGAAGCCGAUCGCGGAAUAUGACGCGUGCGAGUUGAAAAAAGCAACGAAAGGUUUAGGUACCGACGAUAGUUGUCUGAUUGAGAUUCUCUGUACAAGAGGCGACAAGGAGAAAUCAGAGAUCAAAGAAAUAUACAAAACGUUGUUCAAGAAGAGCCUGGAAGAUGAUGUAAUCGGAGAUACGUCUGGAAACUUCAAGAAGCUCCUGGUGGCGAUGAUAAAUGCGAAGCGAGAAACCACCCAGACUGUGGAUCUCUCGAAGGCAAAAGAAGACGCCAAGAUCCUAUAUGACGCUGGAGAGGCGAAAUGGGGAACAAACGAAGAGGCAUUUAUAACUAUUUUUGCCACGAGAAGUCCGCCUUACCUUAGAGCAGUCUUCUCACAGUACAAGGGGCUGGCCAACAAGACGAUAGUCGAUGCCUUGAAAUCUGAAAUGAGUGGAAACUUUGGAAAGUCUCUGAAAACACUAGUCGCCGUUAUAGAAGACCGCUGCACGUAUUUCGCGGAGAAGCUGUACAAGUCUAUGAAAGGACUAGGAACGAAAGAUUCAGACUUGGUUAGAAUUGUGACCUCAAGAUGUGAGUUGGACAUGGUUGAAAUCAAAGAAGCUUAUCAAGCAAAGUAUAACGACUCUCUAGAGAACAUGAUUCGCGGGGAUACCUCAGGUGAUUACAGAGCUACUCUAUUGGCUCUAAUAUCUGACCAAUCAGGUGUCAACGAGGGUGUGUCAAUGGAACCGGACGAAUGGGUUGAUGCCUCGCAGUACGAGGAUCACCAGGAAUAUUCAGGUACUGUGACAGAGUACGAAAACUUCGAUGCAGAGCAAGACGCAACGUUUUUGCGAAAGGCGAUGAAAGGGCUGGGAACUGAUGAAAGUAUGAUUAUUGGAAUCUUAUGCUUGCGAAAUAACAAGCAACGUCAAGAUAUAGCUUCGAAAUUCAAGACGCUCUACGGACGAGAUUUGAUCGAAGACUUGAAGAGUGAAUUGUCUGGGGACAUUGAGAACUUUAUGGUUGGAUUAAUGAGAACAGAAGCUGAUUACGAUGCAAGUGAGAUCAAACGAGCUGUUAAGGGUCUGGGAACCGAUGAUGAUGCUUUGGUCGAGAUUCUCUGUUCAAGAACAAACGCCGAAAUUGAUGCUAUGAAAGAAGCAUACGAAAAGUUGUACCAAACAACAAUGGAGAAAGAUGUUAAAGGGGAUACUAGUGGAGAUUACCAAGCUCUAAUGAUCUCAAUGGUUACUUCAGUUCGCGAGGAGGGUCCUCAAAUUAAUUUGGCUCAAGUAAGAAGAGACGCAAAGGCCUUACUGGAUGCAGGAGAACUAAAGCGAGGGACAGACGAAGAAGAAUUCAAUCUAGUUCUGGCUACUCGAUCAUUUCCUCACUUAAAGGCUAUGUUUGACGAAUAUAGGAAACUGGCGAACAAAGACUUGAGCGAAUCCGUGUCCUCAGAGAUGUCCGGAAACUUCAAAAGUGGACUGAAAACUAUCAUCAAGUGUGUAUGUGGGCGAUCAAAUUAUUUCGCUGAAGUAAUCUACAAGAGCAUGAAAGGCUUGGGAACCGACGAUCAGACGCUGGCGCGUGCAGUCAUAAGUCGAAGCGAGAAAGAUUUGGUUCAGAUCAAAGAAGCUUUUCAAGCGGCCUAUAGCAAAACAAUGGAAGAAUGGGUGAAAGACGAUACGGGCGGAGAUUUCCAGGCCGCUUUGUUGGCAGUUGUUGCUGGAGAGUUGCCGAAAGAUUUCAAGGAGCCAGAGGUUGAGCCUGUUGAUCCGCCAGAAUGGAUCGAUGCUGCGCCGUACAAGCUGGAAUACACCCAAACACCGGUAAUCAAAGAAGCUACUGGAGCGGAUUUGGACAAAGAUGUCCAGACGUUGCGAAAGGCUAUGAAGGGUUUCGGAACUGACGAGGACGCAAUUAUAGGCGUAGUAUGUGCAAGGAAUAAUGCUCAAAGACAAGUGCUAAAGGAGAAAUUCAAACAAGCAUUUGGAAGAGAUCUUCUGAAGGACCUGGAGAGUGAAUUAAGUGGCAAAUUGGAAACAAUUAUUCUAGGAUUGAUGGAGUCGAACAUUCAUUUCGACGCUCAACAGAUCAAAAAAGCUGUGAAAGGAUUCGGAACCGACGAUGAUUGCUUGGUCGAGAUUCUCUGCACAAGAACGAAUGAAGAAUUAUCAGCUAUCAAAACAGCUUAUCAAGCAAUGUUUAACAAGUCGAUGGAAGCUGAUGUCAAAGGUGACACUUCCGGAACAUUCCAGAAACUUCUAGUCUCUUUGAUGAACGCAGCCAGAGAUGCCGAGCCGGAUCAGCUGGACAAAUCAAAGUGUAAACGGGACGCAAAGAUUUUGUUCGACAGUGGAGAAGGAAAGCUGGGCACAAAUGAGGAAGAGUUUGUCAAGAUUCUGGCUACGAGAUCUUACGCGCAUCUGAGAUGUGUGUUUGAGGAGUACAAAGCCUUCUCAGGUGGAAAAGAUUUGAGUGAUUCAGUUUCUUCAGAGUUUUCUGGUGACAUCAAGAACGGACUGAAGACAAUUGUGGCGUGUAUCAAGAACAGACAAGAGCAUUUCGCCAAAACUCUCCAUAAAGCUAUGAAGGGACUGGGAACAAAUGACAAAGUGUUGAUGCGAGUUGUUAUUUCCCGAGCAGAAGUUGACCUCGUAGAGAUUAAAGACAAAUUCCAGUCAAUUGCAAACGAGCCACUAGCUAAAAUGGUCGAAGGCGAAACUAGUGGCGACUACAAGAAAGCUAUGCUCACGAUCAUCAGUGGAAACUAAAUUUGAGGAGAAGUUAAUAUUCUGGAAUUGGCAAAUUCUAUUACACUGAAAUUUCGAAAUCUAUCCAUUGUUUGUUAAAUAUAAAAUUUACG